Molecule: messenger RNA, 1670 nt
Organism: Heteronotia binoei (common prickly gecko)
Lineage: Eukaryota; Metazoa; Chordata; Lepidosauria; Squamata; Gekkonidae
Product: golgin subfamily A member 6-like protein 22
Exons: 4
Coding region: 54-1670 (538 amino acids)
Cellular component (GO): endoplasmic reticulum
Source: RefSeq, a predicted model, not a curated record
CAGUGUCUCUGACUGGUCAAGCUUAUGUCUCUGAUUUUACACCAAAGUUCUCUAUGGAUGCCACUGUUGAUGCUUCUAUGUCUGCAGCUACCCCCUCUGAUAUAGCUGAUGCUCUAGCUAAUGGAGACCAGUGGACACCAUUAGAAACCAGGUGGCAAAUGGAACCCCUAAUCAGCCCUUCGCAACUAGAAUUGAUUGUUAAAGAGGAAAAGAAAGAAGAUGCUAAAGAAAAGGAGCAAAAGAACACCCAGCAGGCCCAUGGAAUCAAUAGUGAACUUGAGAAGAUGCGGAUAGACUUUGAGCUGACUGCACUGAAGCGCCAGCAUGAGGAGAAUGAAAAGCAACGGCAACAUGAGGAAAAGAUGGAGCUGAUGCGGCAGCAGACACCAUCUAGAACAAUAUCUAGAGGGGAAGAAGAGCAACUGGGUAGCAGACUAGACCCAAUAACAGAGAUUGAAUUAGAGAAGAUGCGCAUGGAGUUUGAACUGGCCAAGUUGAAGCAUAUCUCUGAGGAGAAUGAGAGACAGAGGCAGCAUGAACGGAAAAUGUAUGAGGACAAGGAAAAGCAGCGGCAGCAUGAAGAGAAAAUGGAGCAGAUGCGCCAGCGCCAAGGUCUGCUUCGAACAUCAAGCCAGAAGGCUUCUUCUGAUUCCAAGGUAGAAGCCACUGCUGAGACAUCUUCUGUGGCCUUUACUGAAGUAGGGAAGGUGAGAGUAGAGGUCCAGCUGGCCAUGCAGGUAUACCUACCAGAGAUGGAUGAAAAGACGCCACCAUGUGAGCAGAAAGGGUGUAAAGAAAUCCCAAACCUUGAGCAGCAAGUGAAAAGUAGCCCUGAGGAUGGAAAGCCACAAAUGCCACCAGAACAGCAGGAGACUGAUGGGGUGACAGAACACCUAGGCCUGCAGGUGCCACGCAUCGUGGUAAGUGGGGCAGAACCAGUGUGGUCAACCAGCAGGUUGGACUUAGCCAUUGAGACUGAGCUGGAGAAGAGGCGGAUGGAGUUUGAACUGACAAGACUGAAAUACGAACAUGAAGACAACGAACGGCAGCGGCAACAUGAGGAAAAGAUGGAGCACCUGCGGCAGCAAGCUCCCCCUAAAGAGGACAAUCCUGAAAAUGCUUCAUCUGCUCCAGAUAACCAAACAGAGCCAACUUCAGUGUCCGAUGAUUUUACCGAGCCACCCUGUACCUCAAAUGAUGUGUCAGACAGUCUAGACAUCAUGGAUGAAGAGGUGCACAUGACGACAAAGCCACAGGCAGCAGUAGACAACCUGGACCCUGGCCCUGCCACUGCAGAGGGUGAGAUGGACGGCUGGGUUCAUACAGAACAGCCAAGAAAUGAACAGGCUCAUGAGCUGGCAACCCAACUGGAGAAGAUGCGCCUUGACACGGAGCUCACCAUGCAACGCUAUAGAUACGAAGACAAGGAGAAACAGCGGGAACAUGAGGAUAAAAUGGAAGAGUUGCGCCAGCAGACUCCAGGAACUCCAGUAAGUGGAGCCCGCCACUUCCUCUUACCUCAAGACCAGUAUACCUUGAUCCUGUACUGCUUCAUCUUCAUGCAUAUCAUCUCUAUAGGAAAAGAGCUGAUUUUCUUUCUCAUUAAGAAGCAUGAGCUCAUUGCCAUUAGUAUCCUCAUCAUGUGUGCAAUUAAAAUGUUUUGGAAGUAA